UGCACAUGUAACAACGCUCUGCUUCGCGAUAGCAAAAGUUCCCCACCCCCUUCGCGACAGGACGACAACACCACGCCUACCAUGUCCAACUACCGCUACGGCACUCAGUCUGAUGCCUACCAGGCCGAGAACGACAUAGUCCCGCGCAACAUGGAAAAAGAGGCGAAGCUGGGCCUGGCUAACAAUCCAUUAGCAGAGCAGGGCAGUCACAACGAUGCCGACGACCUGUUGGCCGCCAUGGGCUACAAGUCCGAGCUGGUGCGCUCAAGAUCGACGCUCCAGGUGGCCUUCAUGUCCUUCGUCCUCGCUUCCGUUCCCUAUGGACUGGCGACCACCUUCUACUACCCCAUCGUAGGAGGCGGACCGACCAACAUCAUCUGGGGCUGGGUCGCAGUCUCUCUAAUCAUUCUCUGUGUUGCUGCGUCGUUGGGAGAGAUCACAAGCGUCUACCCGACAAGUGGCGGCGUCUACUACCAAACCUUUAUGAUCGCCCCGCCUUCUUAUCGCAAAAUCGCCUCGUGGAUUUGUGGUUGGUGCUUCGUAGUUGGCAACAUAUCCAUUACUCUCUCGGUUCAGUUCGCUACCGCUCUUUUCUUCGUCGCAUGCGUCAACGUCUACGAGAGCGCGCCUGGAGUAGGCGUCCUCGAGGGUAAACCCUACCAAGUCUACCUCAUCUUCCUCGGUAUCACGCUCAUCUGCAAUGCCGUGUCUGCCUUGGGAAAUCGCUACCUACCAUUGUUGGAUACUUUUGCCAUUUUCUGGACCUUUGGCGGCGUGAUUGCCAUUAUCGUAUGCGUACUGGCUAUCGCAAAAAACGGUCGCCACAGCGCCCACUACGUCUUCACCGAAUUUGACCCUUCCAACUCUGGAUGGGUUCCUGGAUGGUCUUUUUGUGUCGGAUUGCUCCAUGCAGCCUACGCGACCUCGUCGACGGGAAUGAUCGUCUCGAUGUGCGAAGAGGUUCGACAGCCUGCGACCCAGGUCCCCAAAGCUAUGGUUGCCACUGUUGCGCUCAAUACCAUCUGCGGCCUAGUCUUCAUGAUCCCUCUUGUCUUCAUCUUGCCCGACCAAGCCUCGCUCGCAGCACUCCUCUCGGCCCAGCCAGUACCAACCAUCAUCAAGGAUGCAGUAGGGUCUUCUGGGGGUGCGAUUGGCCUUCUGGUACCACUCCUCGUCCUUGGAUUACUUUGCGGCAUUGGAUGCACGACUGCCGCGUCUCGCGCUACCUGGGCUUUCGCUCGUGAUGGCGCUAUUCCAGGAUACAAGUGGUGGAGGGUUGUCAACCCUAAGCUUGACGUUCCUCUCAAUGCCAUGAUGCUCAGCAUGGUCAUCCAGCUAGCGCUCGGCCUCAUCUACUUCGGCGCUGCCGCUGCUUUCAACGCAUUCUCUGGUGUUGGUGUUAUUUGCCUGACAUUGAGUUAUGCCGCUCCCAUCCUAGUCUCAGUCCUCACCGGACGCAAACACGUCAAAGGGGGCAAUUUCCACCUUGGAAAAUUCGGUCUAUUCUGCAAUAUUGUCGCCUUGGGCUGGUCUGCGCUCGCAACACCCCUCUUCUGCAUGCCAACUACCCGUGUCGUCACCGCAGCCACUACAAACUACGCCUCUGUCGUUCUUGCUGCCGUUAUCAUGGUCUCAACCAUAUGGUAUUUCGUCUGGGGUAAGAAGAAUUACGAGGGUCCGCCCACCCAUGAGGACGCUAUCCUAGAGGCCAGGAGAGCCAGUGUGGUGACUCAUUGAAGUGAGCAGAAACUCUGCAACUCAUCCGAGGAAAGUUUCGGAAAGAAACUAGGGCGGGUUUGGGACGAAGACGUUCUUAGAGGAAGAGUCGAAAAGGAAGCUUUUGUGCGGAACGGCCCAGAUUAUAAAGAAAAGGCUUCUGUAGACAUUCACUAGAAUCCUUGAAUCCACCUCCUUGUACGGGAAAGCCCCACUUCAUUCUGCACGAUAUGUGACUUGGCAUCCACUUUUGUACUAGAUCCUUUCACAUUUCUUACUUAUGUCGGCACGUGCAAAGCCUCUUAGUCGCUAGAGGGAAACUAAAUCGCGCCUUUGUGAUUAGUAGGGGAG
This is a messenger RNA of Cucurbitaria berberidis CBS 394.84, 2067 nucleotides long. RefSeq names its product amino acid transporter. The transcript has 4 exons. Gene Ontology annotation, cellular component: membrane. Lineage: Eukaryota; Fungi; Ascomycota; Dothideomycetes; Pleosporales; Cucurbitariaceae. Gene Ontology annotation, molecular function: transmembrane transporter activity. Gene Ontology annotation, biological process: amino acid transport; transmembrane transport. The coding region runs from base 82 to 1737 and encodes 551 amino acids. The record is from RefSeq and is a predicted model, not a curated record.